AUGAGGGCUAUAGAAAACCUUGUCGUUGUCCACCUCGGAGACCCUCACUACAACAGACGCUUCGAGACUCUGAUGCAGAUCUUCCUCGAUAACUGUCUUCACGUCGAUUAUCUAACGUUUUACAAGGCGACCCUGCCCCAGUGGCUCCGCGCCUCUCCUCUCGUAUCGUACAUGUACAUGGACGCAGCAUUCAUACAUACUGCACCGAAUAACAUAUUCUUUUGGCUUAUUUACCCAAUUCAGAUCCUCUUUGAUACUAUAUAUGUAUUCCUUCACAUUCUUGUGCUCUGCAAGGCCAAUCUGCGUGCGAUUGCUGUGUUUUCUUCUCCCUUCCGUCCGGGCUGUGUUAUUGGAGCGCGUGCAGCUGCCAAGUACUUCCGAAUACCGUUCUGGGUAGACGUAUGUCGUGAGUCCCACAGCCUGGAAUACACUGGUCUUCGGAGGGCGCUUGUUCAGAGACUUGAAAGAAAGCUGCUGCAGAGCAAUUAUAAAAACGAAACAGUCCUCCUGGACUCCUCAAGUCUGAUCAAACACUUCAGUCUGACUCGGAAUUACGUCCUCACCCUCAACACGCCAAUUUCUUUCAACAUGGGCCUGCCUAUUCCCAUGCACCAUAUGCUCUUAUCGACCUUGCGCUUUGCUCAGCCGGAGCAGACGUCGAUUGGAAUUAGAACCCUGUUCCAUUAUGCCCAACUUGUCCGCAGCAUGGAUUCAACAAGUGAUCGCUCCCAACUAGAAAUAAAUAGCCAUCGUCCGGCCCUAAUUCUGUGUCCUUGCAACUUUCGUGGAGCCGAUGACUUUGUUGGCAUCUACCAGCUUGCGGCUGCUCUCGAAAGAAUAUUCGCGACACAGUCAUCAGCUACCGCUAAGGGUGGACGUGUCAGGUUUACUAGCGCCAUUAUCGUAGUCACGGGGCGUGCAGACCCUUAUGUAUGCUCGCAAACACGAGAGUAUCACAAGCAACUAAAGGGGAUAGCUGAUGCAUUCAACAAUCACUACACAUGGGAAGAGGGUGCAAAGGCACUGUGUCAGCUGGAUGAGCAGAAUAAGGCACGUACAGAGGAUGCUGCAGAGGAUGCUACAAACGAUAACUUGGGUAAGGAUAAUGUCAGAGAUGACGAAGAGCCCAAAGAUGAAGAUAAAACCGAACACAGAAUUGAAGGUGCCGCAAGCCACGAGGAGGGGAAGCAUUCUAUUAAGGGUAGAAGCAUCGAGGCCCGUGCAGCCCGCGAGGCCAAGUUGGCUAAGAACAGGAUGCUGCUGAAGGCAGCCAUGAAGGCCCACGCAGCGAACACAAACGGGAUCUCUGGAGCAAAGCACGUCAGAGUAUCAAAAUGCUACCUAUACAACCGCGAUUAUCAUACUCUUUUAGAUUGUGUUGAUAUGGUGUACAUCGCCAAGAACAGCGAGCAGAUCUAUGGUGUCCCUGCAGCACUAACUGACGCACUCAUAUAUGAGAAGAUAGUGUUACGGAACUUUCCCAUAGAUGGGACAGACGAGCUAUCGGAACUCGUUGCAGAUGCUACCAUAGAAGUUACCACCCAGUCAAUCCUGUGUUCCAACUUGAUCCUGGCUUUGAAUCAGGAGGAGGCACGAGCCAACGAAGCAAGAGAAUACCAUAUGGAGCGGAAGUCUAAAAUCAUGAAAGCCAAACAAUAUAUUUUGAGCAGAUCGUAUUCGACGAUCUUCAAGGAGACACUGCUUCCCCAGAUUCUCCUAGAUAAUACAUCAGUGGAAGAGUUCAUGAAGAUGGUGCAAGAACAGAAGGAAGAAUUGGAAAGAGAAAAGGCGGAACAAAAGGCAGCAGAGGGAAGCAAAUGCUGUUCAUGUGGAAGCUGCGGGUGCGGCUCGUAG
Molecule: messenger RNA, 1854 nt
Organism: Giardia duodenalis
Lineage: Eukaryota; Fornicata; Diplomonadida; Hexamitidae
Exons: 1
Coding region: 1-1854 (617 amino acids)
Source: RefSeq, a predicted model, not a curated record